GUUGAACGGAGCAACGAGGACAGCACACUGUGAGAGAUCUCUACUGAACAAUGAACAUUUCUGGGACUGAAAGAGUCAAACUGAGCAAAAGUUGGAUAACAACUUCCAGGACGAGGAAAUGUUCAGCUCUGAAUGACAUCCUGACAGCUCCACCUGCUGGUGACAGCCUGACAUGACAUAAUUUAUUAUGGUAAUAAUUUCACCCCGUGACAGAGGUGAAAGGAAACGAAAGUAGAUUUGACAUUGUUGAACAGAACUGAGACGCCAUUACAGAGUGUGAGAUCUCUGCUGGAAAACACACCGCUGGAGUAUUUGAAGCAAUAAGAAAAGAGACAGAAACUUGGUGAGUCCUGCUGUGAAAACUAACUUCAGGAACAAAUGGCUGAGAAAAUUACUCUUGUGGAAAGUUUCCUGAGCUGCCAUGUGUGUUCAGAGACUUUCAGAGAUCCUGUGUCUCUGAGCUGCAGCCACAGCUUCUGUUCAAGCUGCCUGAAAAAAUUCUGGGAACAAGCUAAAAAUAAAAACUGUCCCAUUUGUAAAAGAAAAUCCUCAAAGGAUUCUCCACCAGUGAACUAUUCUCUGAAGGAACUGGCUGACUCCUUUGCUGGCAGACAGAAAUCUGUAUCAUCUGAUGCAGAAAAAGGAGAGAAGAAGGUGGAGGUGGUGUGUAGUAAACAUCAAGAGGAGCCUAAAUUGUAUUGUGAGGAUGAGCAGAGAGCUGUGUGUCCUGUCUGUGAGUUUUCUCUCCAUCAGAGUCACAAGGUGGUUCCUGUAGAACAAGCAGUCAGUGAGCUGAAGGAGCAGCUGAAAUCUGACUUAAAGUCUCUACAGGACAAGAGAAACAAAUACAAACAAGUGGAGAAAACAUACAAUGAAGUGAUUCAACACUCCAAGAAGCAGCUGUUGUCCACAGAGAGGCAGAUCAGAGCAGAGUUCAACAAGCUCCACCAGUUCCUGAAAGAGGAAGAGGAGUCCAGACUGGCAGCUCUGAGGGAGGAAGAGGAGCAGAAGGGGAAGACUGUCAGCAGAGAGAUGAAGAUGAUUGAGGAGCAGCUCUCCUCUCUGUCAGACAGUAUCUGUGCUGUUGAAGAAGAGCUGCAGAAACACAACGUGCCAUUCCUCAGCAGUUAUAAAGCCACUCAGACCAGAGCCAGAGUCCAGUGCUCACUGUCAGAUCCACAGCUGGUCUCAGGAGCGCUGAUAGAUGUGGCCAAACACCUGGGCAACCUGUCCUUCAGAGUCUGGGAGAAGAUGAAGGACCAGGUCCACUUCAGUCCUGUCAUUCUGGACCCAAACACUGCAAACCGCUGUCUCUAUCUGUCUGAUGAUCUGACCAGUGUGAGACAUGGAGACACAAACCAGCAGCUUCCUGACAAUCCAGAGAGAAAUACUAUGUAUUCCACUGUUUUUGGUUCUGAGGGCUUCAGCUCAGGGAAACACAGCUGGGAGGUGGAGGUGGGAGAUCAUCCUGACUGGAUUGUAGGUUUGGCUAAAGAGUCAGCUGACAGGAAAGGAAAGAGAUUUGCUUCACCAGAAUAUGGAAUCUGGUGUUUAUGGCAUGGUGAAGGAAAAUACACUAAUGGUGCUGGUGAGACUGUCAGAGUAGAGAAGAGUCUCCAGAGGAUCAGAGUCCAGCUGGACUAUGACAGGGGGGAGGUGUCCUUCUACAACCCUGAAGACAUGACUCACAUCUACACUUACAGAGACACUUUCACUGAGAGACUCUUCCCAUAUUUCAGUAUUGGAAAGUCUGGUGAUGCUAAAACUGCUGAUAUCAAAAUCUGUCAGACUGAUAUUUCUCUGUGAUGUUCAGGAAUGUGAAUUAAUUGUUUAGACUUGUACCUUUAAUGUCACUGUAUCAUGAUUCUUUGAGGUUUGAUAGUCUUUAAAAUCAUCAUCACACUUAUUAUUGUGUCUGAAACUGAUCUGAUUUGAUGUUGACGGUCACAGAAAUGUUUUUUUCUCACUGUUUCUGUCAUCUGACAUGAAAGAUCCAAAGUGCUUUUCAUGAACAGAACUGAAAAAAUUUAAACCUUUCAGUAACUUCAACUUUUGAAAGAAAGUUAAGAUUUUACGCCAACCUAGAUGUUAAAAAAUGUUUGGGUUACAGUUUUAUUUUAUCCAUUCUUAAACAUGAUAUAAAUAACUUAUUUUAUAUUAUAACUGAAUAUCCUGCUCAGAAGCAUCUUUUCUUUAAUCAGACCACAAUAAAACAUAAACUGUAUCCAAUGAACCAAAUAUGUUGUGUGAUGCUUUAACGUUUUUCAUCAUCAGACAUCAGUUUUUAUUUGUCAGAUUUCUGGAUCUUCUGAUGAUUCUUUUAGUUUUCAUCAUGUUUAAUUUCAGUUUUUACUCUUUACACUCAGAGUCUGAGUGGUUCAGAGGAUCAACACACAUUCUGACUCUGACUUAUUGUUGAGAGCCACAGAAAUGUUUUUUUUUUCAGUGUCUUUUCUGGAGCGUCUUUUAUAUUCUUGUAUUGUUUUCAUAAAAAACUCACUGCAGAAAUGUUUACUUGAAUCACCUGUUUCUGUUCGAGUCAUCAAGUGUUUAAUUAUAUUUCAUUCAUACAACAAAGGUGUGAACUCCUGCUUUUGAUAUUCUCUUAACUUUUUCAUGGAUGUCAACAAAAUAUUUGUUUAUGUCGUUUUGUAAAUACGUUGAUUGCCCCGAUGAUGUUUUCUUUGGUUUAUAACAAGAUUUUAUGAUUUAAGUUCUUCCACCUCUUAAAAGUUCUGUCUAUGAGAAAAUUAGUCAAAAUUCUGAAACUGGACGAGAUGAUUCUUUUCAAAUCACAGCUGUUUAUUUUCCUUGUUGUUAUUGUCUUGUUUUGAGUCUAACAGCAUCAUGUCAUUAGCUUAAUAAUUUAUUUCAGUUUUGGAUCAGUUGGAUUUUUUUCUGAGAAAACUUUUAAAUUGGUUCAGUUUUAAUUCAGUCUCUAACUCUCGCAGUGCUCCUUCAUGCUGUAUGUGACAUCUGUUGUAGUGUAAACAUGAUCAAUAACAUGAAUGAUAAAUAUCCAGUUUAUGCUCAAUACGGAAUAAGGAAAUUCCAUCAGUACAGUUUAGUUUAAUCUGUUAUUUUAUUCCUGUAUGAACUUUACAUUAAUAAAAUGUAACUCAGACAAUGCAGCUUCA
Acanthopagrus latus (yellowfin seabream) is the source of this 3137-nucleotide messenger RNA. Its product is annotated as nuclear factor 7, brain-like. Lineage: Eukaryota; Metazoa; Chordata; Actinopteri; Spariformes; Sparidae. The record is from RefSeq and is a predicted model, not a curated record. Gene Ontology annotation, molecular function: protein binding; zinc ion binding. The coding region runs from base 379 to 1806 and encodes 475 amino acids. The transcript has 2 exons.